Molecule: messenger RNA, 615 nt
Organism: Drosophila suzukii
Lineage: Eukaryota; Metazoa; Arthropoda; Insecta; Diptera; Drosophilidae
Product: E3 ubiquitin-protein ligase PPP1R11
Cellular component (GO): nucleus
Molecular function (GO): protein serine/threonine phosphatase inhibitor activity; protein phosphatase 1 binding
Source: RefSeq, a predicted model, not a curated record
AGAAAAAUACGUUUAUACUAGACGCAAAUAAGCAAUUGUAGUGUAAAUGGUUGUCAGACACUCACACUAUAUUCUCUUUUGUUUUGUUGAAAAUGGCGCAAAAGCAGAGCAAUGAGACAACCAGCGGAACAACUGAAAUCAUUGACCAAGCGGUGUCCUGUGCCGCGUCGCAGGUUCAGACCACGCCCACACUGCAAUUGCGACUAGAACAUCCGCAGGACGAACGCCGGGUGGUUUUUCAUGCCGGGGUUAUAGACAAUGAGAAUUUGAAUCGCAAGAAAUCAAAAUGCUGCUGCAUAUUCAAAAAACCUCUGGCGUUCGACGAGAGCUCUUCGGAUGAUGACGAAGACUGCGAGCACUGCUUUGGGCAUCCCGAAAAGCGGAGGAGAAACGCCAAGAACAAUGAUGAUCGCGAUGUAAACUUGUGUCCGGAGGCUUCGCAUUCCGAUGGACCAUCUACAUCCACGAGAGCGGUGGACUGUAUUCCACCGCCAGCAGAGCCCGUUGAGCUGCCGGCGAAUCAGAAAAAUCCUAUCGAAUGCGUUGACUUUGAACACGCAAAUAGUUCGUAGUGCUUCAAUUAAAAAAGGUAUAAUUAUAAACGUUAACACGAAA